Molecule: messenger RNA, 632 nt
Organism: Neoarius graeffei (lesser salmon catfish)
Lineage: Eukaryota; Metazoa; Chordata; Actinopteri; Siluriformes; Ariidae
Product: E3 SUMO-protein ligase ZBED1-like
Exons: 2
Coding region: 6-632 (208 amino acids)
Molecular function (GO): protein dimerization activity
Source: RefSeq, a predicted model, not a curated record
GAUCCAUGACACCAGAUCCACAAGACUGUCCAACCAUCAGGGAAGCCAAGCUAGCCAUCACAUCAGACUUGGAGAAAAGAUAUACAGAUCCAGAUCUAAUAGAUUACUUGCACAGAGCUACUGCUGUCGACCCCAGGUUCAAGUCAUUGCCGUUUCUUGAUGGAGCUGUCUGUGACCAAGUCUUCAAAAGCCUCAUUACAGAAAUUGUGGAGCAUGAACAGCAGAAUGAAGGUAUGCAAGCAGGGCCAUCUACAGAGAAAGAGCCACCAUCAUCAGUGUCCCCUCCUCAGAAGAAGACUGCAAUGUCAGAGUUAUUUGGGGACCUUUACACAGAUGAGCAGCACACCAAACCACUUUCACUUACCAUUGAGAUGGAGAUAUCCUUAUACAGAGCAGCAGAUUCCCUUCAUGUGGACGCUGAUCCUUUUCAAUGGUGGAAAUUAAAUCAGUUCAAGUUUCCCCAUCUCUCAAAGCAUGCACAAAAGUAUCUCUGUGUCCCUGGUACAUCUGUGUCUAGUGAGAGAGUUUUCUCUACUGCAGGUGAUAUUGUGAAUGCAAGCCGUUCCCGUCUUUGCCCAGAGAAUGUUGACAUGCUGAACUUUUUACAGAAGAACAUGAAAAUAAAGGAAUAG